Messenger RNA from Carica papaya (papaya), 1458 nucleotides. NCBI's taxonomy places the organism in Eukaryota, Viridiplantae, Streptophyta, Magnoliopsida, Brassicales, Caricaceae. The record is from RefSeq and is a predicted model, not a curated record.
UCCAAACAGUAGACGCAUCUGUGGCAGCUUACAAAAGGGCCUUGCCGCCGUUCUUUCCCAAAUUUUACUCCUCUCUGAUCGCAGCCAUGGCUAUGCAAACAGGGAUCGGAUUCUCUAAGAUCUUGAUAUUGGCUGGAGCAGGAUAUACCGGUACAAUCUUGUUCAAGAAUGGUAAAUUAUCUGACGUAUUGGGCGAAUUACAGUCACUGGUGAAGGGAUUAGAGAAAUCUGGAGAUCGACUGGAUGGCGAAUCUGACGUCUCUGAUGCCAUUGCGGCUCAGGUGAAACGGUUGGCUAUGGAGGUCCGGCAGCUUGCCUCAUCCCGGCAGAUAACUGUUAUGAAUGGGAGUUCUGGCAGCAUAGGUAACUUAACCUCUCUUGUAGUUCCAGCUGCUACCUUGGGUGCAUUGGGCUAUGGCUACAUGUGGUUAAAGGGUAUAUCAUUCACAGACCUUAUGUAUGUAACAAAGCGCAAUAUGGCAAAUGCUGUUUCAAACCUUACAAAGCAUCUGGAGCAAGUAUCAGAGGCUCUUUCUUCGGCGAAGAGGCAUUUGACACAGCGGAUUCAGAACUUGGAUGACAAAAUGGACAAGCAAAAUGAGCUCUCAAAAGCAAUUCAAGAAAAUGUUGCUUUGGCUCGUGAGGAUCUAACUUCUAUUGAAGGUGAUUUGAUGGCUCUGCAAAAUAUGAUUUGUGGCCUGGAUGGGAAGAUAGGCACACUGGAAUACAAGCAGGAUAUUGCAAACAUUGGUGUCAUGUACCUGUGUAACUUUGUUGGUGGAAAAAAUGUGAAAAUGCCUGAAGUUCUGCAGGAGCAGCUUCAAAUUUCUGGAAAUUCCAAAGCUCGCGCUUUACUUGCCAAUGUGGAGACUCCAAGUUCAAUGGGUCUAAAAGAUCUUGCAGAUAUUUUUUCUGGAUCUCUUGAUCAGACAGGAUCGGAUCUUGCGCCAAAAGAUGGUAUUGAUAACUUAAAUGAGAAGCCAAGACCUAUAUCAAGGAGUAUUUCAGCUAGGUGUUAAUCUAUAUGCUAUUAGAAGCAUUGGUUAAAGUAUGUAUUCAUCACACUCGUUGUGGGUAUUUUUUGCAAAUAAUUCAAGUUUGAAAGAGGAUCGAUAACAAAUCAUAGCACCUGAUGGUUAAUAUAUGGUGUUUUCCCCUAAAGUGAUGCUAAACAGUAGUUGUACACAAGGCACAGCAUUCUUGCUGUCAGCUUCAUUUCGGUCGUAGCCGUUAUGUACAUUUGUAAUGCAGGUUGUUGGUUUAAAAAGUGUAGUUAUAUGGGUUUUGAAAUAAUACUCCCGCAGCUGAGGAAUGGCCAUAGUAAUGGGAGUGCUGGGUGAUUCUUUUAUCUUAUAUGUUAUGUUUGGUUUGAUUUCUAUUUGGUCCUUUUAUUUUGCGUUUUAUUUGGAUAGAAAUUGGAAAAACAAUUGAAAGCUAAGAAUUUUAGGAUCAAACCAA